ACCUGCUGAAAGAGAUGCACCAGGAUGAACUCGGCCGCAUUUCUGAAGAUUUGGAGGAUGAACUGGGAGCUCGAACUAGUAUGGACAAGAAACUAGCUGAACUUCGAGCUGAGAUGGAGAGGCUGCAGGUAGAGAAUGCUGCUGAGUGGGGACGCAGAGAACGUUUGGAGACAGAGAAACUGGCCCUAGAGCGGGACAACAAGAAACUGAGGGCUCAAGCUGAAGACCUGGAGGAGCAAUUGGCUAAAAAACGCCGGCAGGCAGCCUCUGCACUCGACAUCGACCUUAAGGCCAUCCAGAGUGAACUGUUCGAGAGAAACAAGGUGGGCAUGAUGAUCCUUUUUGAGACAUCCCAGUGUCUGCUCCAUGACCGUUAG
This is a messenger RNA of Stegastes partitus (bicolor damselfish), 377 nucleotides long. RefSeq names its product coiled-coil domain-containing protein 102A-like. The coding region runs from base 15 to 377 and encodes 120 amino acids. The transcript has 2 exons. NCBI's taxonomy places the organism in Eukaryota, Metazoa, Chordata, Actinopteri, Pomacentridae. The record is from RefSeq and is a predicted model, not a curated record.